Messenger RNA from Botrytis sinoallii, 2355 nucleotides. RefSeq lists its product as uncharacterized. The transcript is spliced from 3 exons. The record is from RefSeq and is a predicted model, not a curated record. Lineage: Eukaryota; Fungi; Ascomycota; Leotiomycetes; Helotiales; Sclerotiniaceae. The coding region runs from base 1 to 2355 and encodes 784 amino acids.
AUGCAAUGCUCAAAUCAAAAUGUCAACGCGGUAGAUGCAUCCUCCCAAGCACAACCCAUUCUUUCAAGUCAAAAAGAGCGUGUUUCAGGGGUGGUAGAUUUAAGAAAAUUUCUUGAAUCGAUAGCUCACAUGAGAAGUAAUGAAGAGAAAACCACUUAUUGCUUUGAAACGCUUGAGGCAUUAGAUGCCAACAAAGAUGAUAUAUUUGAAUAUAUGAAUACUGUCUUUAAAAUUCUCAAAAGCAACCCAGCUUGGUGGAAGGAUAAAUACACUGAAGAGACUCUCGACAAUCAACUUCUAUACAUUCGCCUAGGGAUAGAGCAAAACAUACCUCGGAUUCGCAAGCGUCGCUUAGAAAGAAUUAAUUAUAUAAAAGCUAGAUGGUCGAAGUAUGAAGGAGGAUCAAGGAAUGGAAAGCGACUGCAAGGAUCAGAUUGUGAGAGGGCGAUAAACAUUGAAGAGGCCCGGAGACAUCCUAAAUCAAUGUAUGAAAAUCUACAAUUGAGCAGGAAUCUAUCAACAGGGUUAUAUGGCGAUAUGAUUGAAACCCACUUUCAAGAUGAAUCAAUGAAUAUCUCUGCCAAUAUUCUUGAUGGUACAACUCUGUUAGAGGGAAAUGGUUUAUAUUUACAACCAAACACACCACAUAUUGAAGGUGCAUCAGAGCUAUUCCAUAUUCGAGGGAUGAACGGAACUGAGCCUAUCAGCAUUGACACCAGACUCAAUGACUCUCUCGAGAAUUAUCAAGAAACACUAGAUUUGACGCGGAAGCGAAUGAGCUUUCACCUUCUAUUGAUACUGACUCGGAUGAUAUCUUUUCGUCAAAAGAUUGAUACGUUAUACCGGACGCAUAAAUGGCGCCGUAUGCCACAAAACGUUCUCAACGAUGUUAUGAUUAUGCUCAAUGUUACCAUUAGAAACCUGACGCGAGUUUGUUCAAGGCAUCAACGGAAAAUAGCUGUUCUGUCUGGCCUCAAAGUCAAAUACUGUAAACAGGCCGAGUUGAACGAUAGAAUGAAAGCUUUAAAUACGGCACGUCUCAACGGUGAAGAAGCUGUAAAGGCACUCAAGAUCGGCGAGGCGAGUGGUUGGUUUUCAGAUUUACAUAGAGUACACCAAGAGUGUGAUGCUUUGGGACAUUAUAAAUUUGCUAAGCAUGCAAGCUGGCCUCCCAGGACCAUCCAAGAACGACUUUUCGACAAUGAUUUUCUGAAAAGGACGCUUUCAUUUUUAUUAUCGUCGGAUGUUACAAGAGAAGACAGUUGGGAUUCUGAUGCUGCUAUUUGCACCUGGGAUGAGAAGGGAUCUGUGAAUAUCCCAAUAUUCAAAUGGUGGUGGGUGGCAAAUGAUGGAGAAGUAGCUCGCAUUGUAGAUGAAGAUCUGGAGAUGUAUAAACAUCACGCUCGACAAGAUUUUCAUGGAAAUGAAAACAAAGGCUGGCUCCCAACAGCUUUUCAUUCUAUAGCACAGCAGCUAGUAUCACAAGAUCCAUUACAUUACGCGACUUAUACAGCCUUAAGACCGGAUCAUUGGACGAGCUUAUUGUCAUACCCUAGUUAUGCGAAAUACUCCGAGUUUGAUGAAGAUCAUCCUACAACAGGUGGUUUUGAACAUAUUGAUCAAAAUGUGAGCAAGCUUUUGAAGGGGGAAUUUAACAUAAAUGCUCAAGUCCAAGGCUCCGUUAGUCUCGAUGACGAAGCUCCUCAAAACAGUACUAAGAUCGUUCCUGGCUUUCACAAACCCGGGGUUCUCGCAAAUUGGUGGGCAGGAAUACCUGAAGAGUACAGAAAAAGCGGUGCUGUGACACGCAUCCCAACUAUAUCGACCCCGCGACUCAACUGGGAAACGGUACCCUGUCUCCACGGCGAAGCGCGCUUUACCAUGCCCCAAAUCCCCCACGGUGCUCAACCCCGCUAUCCUGGUGUGCCCAAACGCCGCACCAUUCUCCCCUGGAUGUCCCGCGUUGCGGAAGACCACAUGACGCUUCCGAAUACGGAUUAUGGGGCGGGGACAGUGCAAGAUGUUACGUUGGCGCGAGUAGCGUGUAUGCCACCUAAAGCGACACAGAGCGGGAAACCGAUUUUCAAUUCGCGUAUUCCGUAUAGAUUUCCGGGGUGUGUGAGAUUGGAUUCGUUGGGGGCAUUGUCGGAUGCGCUGCUGGGAUUGAGAAGGUGGGAUGCGCCGGAGGUGGUGGAGGAGCAGGAGAUUCUUUUUGGGGAGGAUAGAGAGAGGGCGAGGAAGUUCAUUGAGGAGUGGAGGGAGAAUGCUACGAGGGCUGCGAAGAAGGCAUUUGAGAUUGGGAAGAAGACGGAAAUGAGAAUUUUUGGCCCGGAUUCAUAUUGGAAUAAUAAGUAG